AUGCAGAAAGUCACGAUUUUUAACAAAAGUCACGUACGCAUGGAAUGGUUGAAUGAAACAAUUCGAUUUUGUUCCUCUCAGGCAAUUCGAUUACCGAUGUCAAACAAGGUACGUGAAACAACAAUUCUACGACCGUCACUGAAGAAGCAGCCGGCACAGGCUCAAAUUCGAUCUAAGGAUUUGGAUGCUAAGCGACAUGUCACCUUCGCAACUCCGAAAUUGCCACCUCCCAAAUGCAAUCUGUUAAAAGAACAACCAACUUCUGAUCAGAGCAUUUCAAAAUUUCGGAAACAAAAAUCUGUAAUCGAUGCGCACAGAAAACGCAUUCCUUCGGUACAGUUUAUAGAGCUUCGUGCGAAGAAAAACAAACAUAACGAACAAAUCGUACGCCUAUGCGAGGCACAAGAAGCUCUCGUCAGAUCAGGUUAUGUUAUUAAACGUAUGGAAAAAGAAGCAAAGGAACAAGAGACAGCUGCUACAGAACUGCUGCGGGAUGCAGUAUCACUAAUUGAAAUUGAUGUGCUGCGAAGUUUCGAAAAACAAAGAAUCGGGGAUUUUUUAGACAAUGUUGAACAGCAACAACUUGAAGCUGCGCAGAAAUUACAUGAAGAACUUGAUGGAUUCGACGAAAAAAUAGCUAGUAUUGGGAAAGCGUUGGCAACCAUCGAAAAAUAUAAUGAACUGCUUAAUGCACAGUUGAAAUCUACAGAGGGCGAGGAAGAAUUGUCGGUGGCUGAAGAAAUGAAGUUGUUGAGUGAUGAUAUCAAUGUAUAUCUUGGUGUUCUCGAUUCUUUAAAACAAUUUCAUUUAUAA
Molecule: messenger RNA, 813 nt
Organism: Acanthocheilonema viteae
Lineage: Eukaryota; Metazoa; Nematoda; Chromadorea; Rhabditida; Onchocercidae
Source: the annotation of a GenBank genome assembly